Spea bombifrons (plains spadefoot toad) is the source of this 1040-nucleotide messenger RNA. It is a transcript of the gene FN3KRP, whose product is annotated as fructosamine 3 kinase related protein. Lineage: Eukaryota; Metazoa; Chordata; Amphibia; Anura; Pelobatidae. The coding region runs from base 19 to 948 and encodes 309 amino acids. The record is from RefSeq and is a predicted model, not a curated record. The transcript has 6 exons.
CAGCCUAGGAAGAGCAGCAUGGAAUCCUUGCUGAAGAAGGAGCUGGGAUCCUCCUUGAUGAAGCCUUCUGGCCACUCAGGAGGAGGCUGCAUCAGCCAAGGGCAGAGCUAUGACACCGACAAGGGCCGGGUCUUUGUGAAGAUCAACCACAAGCCUGAGGCACGGAGGAUGUUCCUAGGAGAGAUGGCCAGCUUAGAAGCCAUUCACCGAACGGGUACCGUCCUUGUCCCGAAACCCAUCAAGGUCAUAGACCAGCCGGAUGGUGGGGCGAUGCUGGUCAUGGAACAUCUGGACAUGAGAAGCCUCAACAGAUAUUCGGCCAAGCUUGGUGAGCAGAUGGCAGAUCUCCACCUCCAUAACCAGGGACUGCGGCACAAGCUGUCUAAGGAGGGAGGCACCAUAGGUAAAGGCCCCGGCCAGUCUGACCUCCAGUACGUAGACAAGUUUGGCUUCCAUACGGUGACGUGCUGCGGAUACAUUCCCCAGGUGAAUGAUUGGCAGGAGGACUGGGUCUCCUUCUACACCCGUCAGAGGAUCCAGACCCAAAUAGACUUGAUUGAGAAAUCAUCGGGGGAUCGGGAGGCCAGAGAGCUUUGGUCACAGUUACAGCUGAAGAUACCCCAGCUGUUCGCUGACAUCGAGGUAGUACCGGCUCUUCUUCAUGGAGAUUUGUGGGGAGGAAACGUGGCAGAAGUGGAGUCAGGGCCCGUUAUUUUCGACCCUGCCUCUUUUUACGGCCAUUCGGAGUUCGAGCUGGCCAUUGCUGGCAUGUUUGGAGGAUUCGGUGGUUCUUUUUACUCUGCCUUCCACGACAAGAUCCCCAAGGCUCCUGGGUUUGACAAGCGGCUGAAGCUCUAUCAGCUUUUUCAUUACCUGAACCACUGGAACCAUUUUGGAAGUGGUUAUAGAGGGUCUUCCCUGAGCAUCAUGAGGGGUCUUCUGAAGUGACUUUCCUGACCAUAUACUAUACAGGAGUCCACACAAUGUUCCUAGAACACCAUCUAUUCAAAUGACCAACUACUGCAGUGACUAACAUGAUA